AGAGCAAUGAACAUUCAGGAAGUGUACUCUUUUAUGUCACGUACUUAACGUGCGAGCACUAUGUAUUGGACUCAGUGAAACCAUGAAGGCUGUCAUUGCGAUCGUUUUUGUGCUUGUCUUGUGUCCGUCUGAAGAACUGGACUUCAUCAAGCAAAGACACUUUUUCACCAAUUCAGAAAAUGUAGCAAUGAAGGUGGAUUUAUCCCGAGUGGUGCGGCGAGUGGAUCCGCGUUUUCUAUCUCUCACCAUAGAUGCCAGCCUGGCUUCCGAUGAAAAGUUCAUGAAUCUUUUGGGAUCUCCAAAGAUAAGAGCACUGGCAAGGGCUUUAUCUCCAGCCUUUCUGAGGUUUGGUGGGACAAGGCAGGACUUCAUGGUCUUCACUCCUCAGGAUGUUUGGGGCUCAAAGGUUCCUCCAGCUGCAGAUGUGUGUGACAACAAUGUGCUGCCCUCUUGGCUGGAAGACAAGCUGAAAAAGGAUUGGGUCCAGCAGCAAAUAAUCCUAAAGAGAGAGGACCUGCAGAGAAAGUAUAGAAAAGUUAAAUUCACAGAGGCUACAGUGGACCAGCUGUACACUUUCUCUAACUGCUCUGGGAUGGAGCUGAUUUUUGGACUCAAUGCUCUGCUCAGGACAGCUGACAACCACUGGAACAGCUCCAAUGCACAGGCACUUAUGCACUACUGUGCAUCCAGGCAGUACAAGAUGUCAUGGGAGCUGGGCAAUGAGCCAAACAGCUAUGAGAAGAAAGCAGGCAUUAGAAUCGAUGGCUUCCAGCUGGGACAGGAUUUUGUCCGCCUCAGAAUGAUAAUGUUAGAAUCUAAAUUCUACCAAAAGUCUGGAUUGUAUGGCCCAGAUGUUGGGCAACCCCGGGACCACAGAAUAGACAUACUGGAGGGGUUUUUACAGAGUGGAUCUGAGGCAAUUGAUGCUUGUACAUGGCACCAUUAUUAUGUGAAUGGAAGAGACACAUCUUUGGAAGAUUUUCUGGACCCUCAAGUUCUCGACACUCUGACCUUAAAGACAAAUGAAGUCUUGCAGAAAGUGAAACAGGCAUCACCACAGAAGAAAGUAUGGCUUGGAGAGACUAGUUCAGCAUAUGGAGGAGGCGCUUUGGGACUCUCUGACACAUUUGUUGCUGGUUUUAUGUGGCUGGAUAAGUUGGGCCUUGGGGCCAAACUGGGUUUGAAUGUAGUCAUGAGGCAGGUGUUCAUUGGUUCUGGGAGUUACCACCUUAUUGAUGACAACCUUGACCCCCUUCCUGAUUACUGGUUAUCUGUUCUUUACAAGAGGCUUGUUGGCCAACAAGUGUUGUCAGUGAAAGCAUUUGGCAACUACACACUUUUUUCCAAAAGAGUUCGGCUUUAUUUGCACUGCACAGACAAAAAAAGUUCCACUAAUGGAGCAGUGACACUAAUAGCGAUGAACCUGAAUCACAAGGCAGUGAUGGUCUCAGUGCCUGCACACAUGGCAUCCAGCACAGUGGUGGCUUUUGUCCUGGAGUCUGACCAGAGUGGAGAGGAGGGACUCUGCUCCAGAUCUGUUAAGCUAAAUGGAGAAGUUCUGAAGAUGGUGGAUGACACAACUCUCCCAGAUCUUAAAGGAGUUGCUCUACCUCCUUCAGAUCAUGUCCAGCUACCUGCCUAUUCUUUAUCCUUCUUCGUGUUCAGCGAUGUCAAGGCACAAGCAUGCCUGUCACCCUAACAGACAACAGGUUGUUGAUCACUACAUUUGUGCACGGGGUAAUGGUUUUCAUCACUGUAGUACUAAUACUUGAAGUUUUUUGCUUUUCAUUUUGGAGAGGUCGUGUACUGUAUUUUAUUUACUGAAAUGUUUAUUUUGUUUUUAAGAAAAUAAAAUCAAUAAGUCUUGGUGGUA
This is a messenger RNA of Boleophthalmus pectinirostris (great blue-spotted mudskipper), 1873 nucleotides long. It is a transcript of the gene hpse, whose product is annotated as heparanase. Gene Ontology annotation, cellular component: extracellular matrix; membrane. The transcript is spliced from 12 exons. Gene Ontology annotation, molecular function: hydrolase activity, acting on glycosyl bonds. Bases 83 to 1699 code for a protein of 538 amino acids. NCBI's taxonomy places the organism in Eukaryota, Metazoa, Chordata, Actinopteri, Gobiiformes, Gobiidae. The record is from RefSeq and is a predicted model, not a curated record.